Messenger RNA from Cucumis melo (muskmelon), 4111 nucleotides. RefSeq names its product polyprotein of EF-Ts, chloroplastic. Gene Ontology annotation, molecular function: protein binding; translation elongation factor activity. The transcript is spliced from 5 exons. The coding region runs from base 284 to 3799 and encodes 1171 amino acids. Gene Ontology annotation, cellular component: mitochondrial matrix. Gene Ontology annotation, biological process: mitochondrial translational elongation. Lineage: Eukaryota; Viridiplantae; Streptophyta; Magnoliopsida; Cucurbitales; Cucurbitaceae. The record is from RefSeq and is a predicted model, not a curated record.
UCAACAAUGUCAUGAGAUAAGGAUUUGAAGCCCCACCUUUCGUUUCCCUCUCCUCUCCUCUCCUUCCUUACCAUCAUGGAAUAGCUUCUUAUCACUGACUAUCUCCCCCUUUUUUUUUUCUUUUCAUGUUCUUCCCCUUUCCAACUUUCCAAAGGGACAAAAUUUAUUGUGCUAUUCUUUCUCAGGGAGAAGCAAGGAUGAAGAACUAACAACGAGGAAGAGGCCUUUCUCCCAGCCGAAACUUUUUACGCUGCAUACACAUUAACCUUCUUGACUUAAUACGAUGUCGGUAAUAAGUCCAUCUUCCAUCAGCAAUGUUUCACUUGUUCCUAUAGCCAACCAUUCGGGGAAGACCAAUAGUUCAACAAGAUUCAGCUUUUCUAGAAAGCCCACUAAACAUACAUUUCAUAACCAAAGAUUUCUUUUACCCCUAUCAACGUCGGUUAGGCUGUUUCCAAAUUGCACUAAAAACCUAUUUUGUAGUCAUGGCCGUAGAAUCCCAAUAUAUUCUGCUGCAGGAACUGACGUGGCGGUGGAGGAGUCAGAUUCACCGGUUUCUGGUGAAGAAUCAACUCAAAAUUCAGAACUUCCGUCAGGCGAAGUCGCAACAAAUGAAAAAACCCCUGUUAAAUCAGAUGCUGCUCCUACACAGUCAAAACGUUCCAGACCUAUGAGGAAGAGCGAGAUGCCAGCUGUAAAUAAUGAGGAACUUAUUCCUGGUGCAACUUUUACUGGAAAAGUAAGAUCAAUUCAACCAUUUGGUGCCUUUGUUGAUUUUGGAGCGUUCACUGAUGGCUUGGUACAUGUAUCAAGGUUGAGUGAUAGCUAUGUUAAGGAUGUGGCAAGUGUUGUUUCUGUCGGGCAAGAGGUGAAAGUAAGAUUGAUUGAAGCAAAUGCUGAGGCUGGACGAAUUUCUCUCUCUAUGCGUGAAAAUGAUGAAAGGAAAGAAUCUCCAGCUAGCAACGAUAAACCUGGGUCUAGCAGGAAGAACGCUCCGAAAGCAAGAGGACCAAGGAGAGAUGAGGUGAAGAAAAGCUCAACGUUUGUCAAGGGGCAAGAUUUACAGGGCACGGUGAAAAAUAUUACCCGGUCCGGUGCUUUCAUAUCUCUUCCUGAGGGAGAGGAAGGAUUCCUUCCCAGUUCUGAGGAAACCUUUGAAGGAUUUGGGAAUCUGAUGGGAGGCUCUACUUUAGAAAUUGGCCAAGAGGUUGAUGUUAGGGUGUUGCGGAUUGCAAGGGGACGGGUAACUUUGACCAUGAAAAAAGAUGAAGACAAUGAAAAGUCAGACUCUCAGCUCAAUCAAGGGAAAGUUUAUGCAGCAACAAACCCCUUCUUGUUAGCAUUUCGUAAGAACAAAGAUAUUGCCACAUUUUUAGAUGAGAGGGAAAGUAUAGAGGAAGCAGCUAACAAAUCUGUGGUACAGAAGGUUACGGAAAUAGUGGAAGGGAUAGUUGAUGCUGAUCAGACCGACGCUGAUGACAAGGAGGGGAAAAGUCUGCCUUCUGCUGUUGAUGAGGCAGUUAAAGAAGAUGAGCCUGAAAGUUCAGCUGAUUCAUCUGCUGUGGCUCAAGAUGACUCGAAGAGCAUACUAUCUACCUCAGAAGACGUUGUGGACGGUGUGGUUGAUGCAGAGGAUAAAGAAGCAGAGGGAAGUCCUGAAAUCAAGGCUUCUGAUGACAACCAAUUACCAACUGACCAAGCCGUUGAUAAGUCUGAAGUGUUAGGUGACUCAUCUUCUGAUGUUUUGGUUACUCAAGAUGAAGGAGAAAGCACAUUAUCUGCUUCAGACAAUAUUGUGGAUGCUGUAACUGAUACUACUGAAGAAAAAGAAGGGGAAAGUUCUGAAGUAAAGCCAUCGGAAGAUGGGCAAUCUGAAGAGGUCCGGGUAGUUGAGGCUGCUCAAGAUGAAGGAGAAAGCACAUUAUCUGCUUCAGACAAUAUUGUGGAUGCUGUAACUGAUACUACUGAAGAAAAGGAAGGGGAAAGUUCUGAAGUAAAGCCAUCGGAAGAUGGGCAAUCUGAAGAGGUCCGGGUAGUUGAGGCUGCUCAACCUAUGGAUGGAGCUGAGAAUGAUGGGCAAGUAGCUACCCCUGAUGAUGAAGCCAACAAAUUAGUGACUUCAGAAAGUUCAGUUAGUGAAGAGCUUGUGGCUAUUGAAGACAGUGUUGUUGCGGAAAAAGAAAGUGAGCAAAGCCAAAAGGAUUUGGAAAAUGAGAUUGUUUCUGCUUCUUCAUCCGAAAAGGAAGAGGACAAACCAGAAUCGGAUUCAAAUGGUAGCAUCACGAGUUUAGGUCAAUCUAGUGAAGAAGUUCCUGAGAGUCAAGUUGAUAUUCAGUCACCUGCUGAAAACCCUGAAGUUGUUUCCUCUGCACCAGUUAUAGAAGAAAAGAUAGAAACCGCUCCUGAGAGGAGUGCUGAUCCUCCAGAAGAAGUUGCACCAAAAGCUGUGAUAUCACCGGCUUUGGUAAAGCAGCUUCGUGACGAAACAGGAGCAGGAAUGAUGGAUUGCAAAAAAGCUCUGGCAGAGAGUGGAGGCGACAUUGCUAAAGCUCAGGAGUUCCUCCGAAAGAAAGGCUUAGCAAGUGCAGAAAAGAAAGCUAGUAGAGCCACAGCUGAAGGAAGAAUAGGUUCCUAUAUUCAUGAUGGUAGAAUUGGAGUCCUAAUAGAAGUGAACUGUGAAACUGAUUUUGUCUCAAGAGGGGAUAUCUUCAAGGAGUUGGUUGAUGAUUUAGCAAUGCAAGUUGCUGCAUGCCCUCAAGUACAAUAUGUGGUGACAGAAGAUGUUCCAGAAGAGAUCGUGAACAAAGAAAGAGAAGUCGAGAUGCAGAAGGAAGAUCUUUUGUCUAAACCUGAACAGAUCAGGUCAAGAAUUGUUGAAGGGAGGAUAGGGAAGAGGCUUGAAGAGUUGGCAUUGCUCGAACAACCAUAUAUCAAGAAUGAUAAAAUAGUGUUAAAGGAUUGGGUUAAACAAACUAUUGCAACCAUUGGAGAAAAUAUUAAGGUGAAGAGAUUUGUGAGAUACAAUCUCGGAGAAGGCUUGGAGAAGAAAAGCCAAGAUUUUGCUGCUGAGGUGGCAGCACAGACAGCAGCUAAACCUGCUGCAGCUCCAGCAGUAAAAGAGAAGCAGCCGAGUGUAGAGGAAGCGAAGGAAACUGUUCCCAAGGCUGCAGCGGUUGCUGUUCCCGCUGCACUUGUUAAAAAACUCCGAGAAGAGACAGGAGCAGGGAUGAUGGACUGUAAGAAAGCCCUCUCUGAAACUGGUGGGGAUUUAGAGAAGGCACAAGAGUAUCUAAGAAAGAAAGGGCUUUCAAGUGCAGAUAAGAAAUCUAGCCGUCUAGCUGCUGAAGGAAGAAUCGGAUCCUACAUUCACGACUCCCGUAUUGGCGUUCUAAUUGAAGUGAACUGUGAAACUGACUUUGUGGGGAGAAACGAAAGAUUCAAAGAGUUAGUCGAUGACCUUGCAAUGCAGGUCGUGGCAUGCCCCGACGUGCGGUAUGUGUCAAUAGAGGACAUUCCAGAAAGCAUUGUAAAAAGAGAAAGAGAGAUUGAGUUGCAGAGGGAGGACCUUCAGAACAAACCAGAGAACAUUAGGGAGAAAAUCGUUGAUGGGCGGAUUUCGAAGAGGCUUGGAGAACUUGUGCUUUUAGAACAACCUUUCAUUAAGGAUGAUAGUAUUUUGGUCAAGGAUUUGGUUAAGCAAACUGUUGCUUCUCUUGGUGAGAACAUAAAAGUUCGUAGAUUUGUUCGCUUCACCAUUGGCGAGACAGUUGCAGAUGCGAAUGAGAAAACCGAAGCAUGAAUGGAGAAAAACAGAAUACCGGGGCAUUGAGAACAAAGUUAGACAUGGGAUCAUGGUAGCAGAUAGAAGAAUGUGAAGCCAUGGUGAAAGUGUUUCUGUGGAGAGAAACUUUAAUAUUCAUUUUCCUCUCUUUUUUGGUAGUGAAGAGUUGAGUUUUACUGAAAAGCUGCAUGAAGCAUUUUGUUCUGAGAGAUUAUAAAAGCUUCUUCGUUCAUAUUAUUCUCUGCAUUUUGGCUCAUUAAUGUAUUAAUCUGUUGAGGCAUUUCUGAAUUGUCAUAUUCAUUAAUUUCAUAUCAUAUGAAUUGUUUGAUA